CGUCCCAGCCAAUGCACGAUGCUGGAGUUCAUCGCCAUACCCUCCGCCUCGUCCGGCUCCGGAGCCGUCUAUUACGACAUCGCUGUCAAACUUCCCCUUCGUUCCUUGGUCGUCAAGAGAAGAUACUCCGAGUUCGAGGAGCUCGUGAAUGGCAUUUGCCACGAGCUCGGAAUAGACGUCAAGGAGUUUCCGUACCCGUUACCCUCGAAGCGAAUCAACUGGUUCAAUAAUAAUACCGACUCCAUCGUCCAGGAAAGAAAAGUGCAUCUUGCCAAGUUCCUCAACUCAGUCAUCAAGGAUUCGUCAGUUCAAAACCUCCCAUUAGUGCAUAGAUUCUUGCAGAUACCACCCAACUUCGAGUUUUCCCCGAGCCUCUUCAAAUCCAAGCAAGGUGGAAGCACAAAGGAGGCGGAUUUGUUCAUCCAAAGCGACGCCAUAGACGAGAACAACUGGUUGGAGAUCGUGAGGAUCCUCAAAUCGGAGAUUAACGACCAGAAUUCCGCUCCUUCGUUGGCAGAAAAGAUCAAAUUGAGAGAGAAGUUCAACAAGGUGUACCAGCCAUGUCUUGUGAACCUCGUCAAUUCCUUAAACAGGCUUAACAUAUCCAAGCAUGAACAUGGAAGACGACAGAGCCAGUUGUCCGAGGUCAAAAACCUUUUAAACGGCUUAAUUGAUAGCUUGGAAGCCGUUCAGCGUGAAGCAUUGGUUCUGGGCCCUCCACAGGCUCGAAGAGUGUUUGGAAAACCGCAAGAAACCGCAGAAACCUUGGGCCUCAACAACAAGGAGCUAUUGCAACAACAGGUCCAGGUCCAUCAGAAACAGGACCAGGAAAUAGAGCAGCUUCGCAAGAUAAUACAACGGCAGCGACAGAUUGGAGAGGCCAUCAACCAGGAGGUUGGGGAGCAGAAUGAAUUAUUGGACCAAUUCAACGACGAGGUUGACAGGACUGCCGAUAAGGUGAAGUUGGCACGCAAGAAAGCCAGAAGUAUUGUUUGAAUUGAACGUCACUAUCAGCUGAAAUAAUGAUGAGCAAUCUCAUUGGAAGUGCUCAACGGAUGAAUUGGAUGUGAAAACAAUUCCAAAAAUCGAAUAAUUUAUUAGAAUUCGGGUUCAGCUCAAGCUAGUGGUAAAUUGAGCUCAAUCCAUUAUUGCUCAAGAACGACUAAAGAAUAUUUGGAAAGUUGGAGAUCACCAGCAAAGUCCUUCGCUAGUUUUAACUUCGAGAAAUAUGGUCCACUACGAGUUAUUCCUAAAACUUUCCAUGCCCCGACUAUAAGUCACCUCUGCUAGUUUGGUCAGCAGGUCAUCAACUAUAAAUGUACUUAAUGAUGGAAAUUAAUAUAAUUUAAUGAGUUCUAGCCGACCAUUAACAUAUCUAUUCCAAAACAAAUUUAUUGAAUAAAUGAUACUAAACACUCCC
This is a messenger RNA of Suhomyces tanzawaensis NRRL Y-17324, 1420 nucleotides long. RefSeq lists its product as uncharacterized. Gene Ontology annotation, biological process: vesicle fusion; intracellular protein transport. The record is from RefSeq and is a predicted model, not a curated record. The transcript has a single exon. The coding region runs from base 19 to 996 and encodes 325 amino acids. Gene Ontology annotation, cellular component: SNARE complex; endomembrane system. NCBI's taxonomy places the organism in Eukaryota, Fungi, Ascomycota, Pichiomycetes, Serinales, Debaryomycetaceae. Gene Ontology annotation, molecular function: SNAP receptor activity; SNARE binding; phosphatidylinositol binding.